Messenger RNA from Gallus gallus (chicken), 8464 nucleotides. It is a transcript of the gene MARCHF4, whose product is annotated as membrane associated ring-CH-type finger 4. Gene Ontology annotation, molecular function: ubiquitin-protein transferase activity; zinc ion binding. The record is from RefSeq and is a predicted model, not a curated record. Lineage: Eukaryota; Metazoa; Chordata; Aves; Galliformes; Phasianidae. The coding region runs from base 1558 to 2730 and encodes 390 amino acids. The transcript has 4 exons. Gene Ontology annotation, biological process: protein ubiquitination.
AUUGCAUCCAAGGGAGAUAGCAACAGCAACAUCAUCACUGCAAGCCGGAUGGGAGAGCAGAGAGGAGGCUGCUGAGGGAGAAAGGCACACACGCACACACCAGCUCGAUGUUGCCAAAGCGGCAGGAGCCGCACGAAAAAUAAGCCAUGCUGCUCGGUGUGUCUGGCGCAUUGUGCUCCAUCAGAGCCUUUUAGAAGGAAGAAGAGAAUUAUCUACUCCGAUUAUUUUUUCCUGCCUGCGAGAGUGCGACAGACUUGCAAUGGUUGAAUGUCAAUGCCUAUGAGAGAGAACAACAGUCAGAGGAGGAGGACAGAAGGGGAGGAAAAUGAAGGUGGGGAUGGUGGUGAAGAGAAAGAAGCACCCUCGUCCAAUGCAUCAAAAGGAGGUCCCUGCAAUUGCUGAUAGAGCCCUGGCCGCCUCACCAUCCACAAUGGUCUGUACAAGCUGCCAAUGCGUUUGAUGACGUUCCUGUUUUGUGAAAGGAGGAAAGGAAACGUGACCAUGUAAGAUCCACGUUUCUCCGGUCAAUUACAUGCGAAGAAUAGGUCUGAUUUCGACGGUUAUUUUUUUGGUCCAGGAUGGUAACUGCCUAGGGAAUAAUACAGCCACCUUCCCUCACCAGUUUUGCUCUGAUUUUUUCUUUUAUUUUUUUGGUGUGGUCCAGACAGCUGCUGGAAUAGAGAAGGUCAGAAUAUAUAAAUACAUCUAAAAUAUAUAUAUGAUAUAUAUUAUAUAUAUUAUAUAUAUAAAUAUAUUUAUCUCAGUACAUCUGGGAUUAAGCUCACUGAAUGCUAAUUAUUUCUUUCAGGACUUUUAAUAUUUACAGUGAAAUCUUUUAAAGGCAACAGUACAUUCUGACGCCACCUGGGAGUACAGUGUUGGAGACGUAGGGUGUUUUCCCAUAAACAAUGUGAAGGUCUUUUUGUUAAAGAGGCAAUUUUGAUAUUAACAGCAGCUACCCAUUUUGCAUUUUGAUAGCCAGACCGGCUGCUGUUUUGUUCGGGUACACACCAGGUCUCGUGCGACUGAGUUUUAUUUUUUAAUUGAAAAAAAAAAAAGAAGAAGAAGAAGAAGAAGAAAAGGAAAAUUACUUGAGAUGCCAAAUACUGUCGAGAGGACCAUACUGCCCCUCUUCCCCACACCCACUGGAGACGCGGACCCUUCUUUUUUACAGGCUUAGAAUCGCCGGAGCCGAGCUGGGCUCCCUCCGGAGCGCCGCACAGCGCCGUGCCCGCGCCCCCCGGACCCCGCGGCGUGGGAGAUUUCUUCCCUCCUCCCGCUGAUUUGCAAACAAACUUGUGGAAUCCGCCCCGUCCGAGGGGUACGGGGAUAAAAUCCCCCCGGGGAGCAGAGUGGGUUUGGUUUUUUUUUUAAUAUUACUGCAAGAUUUCAGCGGGCUGCCGGGGAUCUCCCCCCUCUCGCCCUCUUUUGUCGUUUCCCGGCCGGCGAGCGCAGCCCCCCCGCAGCACUGAGGCCUCAGCAGAGCCCCCCGGCCGCGGGGCGCCCGGCUCCUGCCCUUUCUUUCCCACCCCAUCCCCGCCUGUCAAGGAAAGGCACAUGUUAAUACCACCCGGCGCGGUCAUUUUCUGCUACUGCUGCUGCGGGCUCCUCCGUCCGAGACAGAUGUUGCGAAACCAAGGCCUCCUCAAGUGCCGCUGCCGCAUGCUCUUCAAUGACCUGAAGGUCUUCCUGCUGCGGAGACCCCCCGCACCGCCGCCGCCCUCGCCGCCGCCGCCGCUCCCCAUGCCCGGCGGCGCAGAGGCGGGGGCCGGCGGCGCCGCUCCGCUCGGGGGGCGCGGGCCCGGCUGGCGGGCGGCGGCGGCGGGCGGCGGAGCGGGCAGCCCGGGAGCCGAGGAGUGGGGCAGCCCCGCCGGGGAGCCGCCCGCCUCCCUGCCCAGCAGCACCUCCUCGGAUGACUUCGGCAAGGGCAAGGCCGAGGACCGCUACUCGCUGGGAAGCAGCGUCGAUAGCGGCAUCCGCACCCCGCUCUGCAGGAUCUGCUUCCAGGGUCCCGAGCAGGGGGAGUUGCUGAGCCCGUGUCGAUGCGACGGAUCGGUGAAAUGCACGCACCAGCCAUGUCUGAUCAAAUGGAUUAGCGAGAGAGGCUGCUGGAGCUGUGAGCUGUGUUACUACAAGUACCACGUCAUUGCCAUAAGCACAAAGAACCCUCUGCAGUGGCAGGCCAUCUCCCUGACAGUCAUUGAGAAGGUUCAGAUAGCAGCGGCCAUCCUGGGUUCCCUCUUCCUCAUCGCCAGUAUCUCGUGGCUCAUCUGGUCGACCUUCAGUCCUUCAGCCAAAUGGCAGCGCCAGGACCUGCUCUUCCAGAUCUGCUAUGGAAUGUAUGGCUUCAUGGACAUUGUCUGUAUAGGUCUAAUAAUACACGAAGGGCCCUCGGUUUACCGGAUUUUUAAACGGUGGCAGGCGGUCAAUCAGCAGUGGAAAGUGCUGAACUAUGACAAAACAAAGGACAUGGAGGAACAAAAAACAGGGACCAGGACAAAUCAGCGUCCCUCCUCCCAAACCACCCACUCGUCCUCCACUGGUGGUACAGCCACUAACUCCGCUCCGGCCGACAGCGGGGCCCGGGCCGCCGGCCAUGCCACAGGCACCCUCUCUGACCACCACUGUGCUUACACCAUCCUGCAUAUACUCAGCCACCUGAGGCCUCACGAACAGAGGAGUCAGUCUAGUAGUAACAGAGAGCUCGUCAUGAGGGUCACGACGGUCUGAGCCGAGGAAUUCAGGAGGCCUUAACGCAGAGCGGAGGAGACGCAGAACUCGUAACGCAGAGGAGCAUGGUGUGCCUUUUUCUUUCUCUUCCCUUUUGUUCUUUUUUUCUUCUUCUGUUCCUUCUUUUGGUUGUGGUUUUUUUUUUUUGGUAACUGCACAAGAUAUAAGAGGCGGCACCUGGCCAGCUGAGGAGAAAGCAGGUGGAGGGAGAGCUGCACACUCAUGCUAAAAAGGGUAAUGUUUUCCAGCCAGUUAAAAAAAAAAAAAAAGGGAAAAAAAAAAAGAAAAAAAAGAAAAAAAAAAACAACCACACAAAUCACAAAAAGAAAAAAAAACCAACAAAACAAGUGCAAUACAGACUAAAAACUGAGUAGGCAGAGUUCUGGGGAAGCAGAGGAACAGACGGUUUAGCAUGUCUUACAAAUCCUAUUACCUGGAAUAGGUGAUGCUCUGUACACACCCGCCCUACACACACACACACACACACGCACGCAAGUGUGAGAUUUAUAUAAACAAGGAAGGGAAUGAAAUAUUUGGAGUAAUUUUUUUUUUUUUCCAGACUGUGAUUAACCAGGGCUAUGAGUCGUUUUGUUCAUGAGUCAUUCUGGAACCUUGAUCGAUUUCCCAUAGGAUAUCUGAAGUGAAAUGGCUGGGGAUUUUUCAGUAGUGAUUUAUGGGAAAAACAAAACAAAACAAAAACAAAAACACAAAACAACCGACCGUUGAAUCAUCUCGCCAAGAAAAUGCAACAAAGCCCAGGCGUACCCAAAUUUCACCAAAACAAAAAUCGUGAUUUCUCAUCAUGUUCCUGACGAAAGGGUUUGUGAGGGUGGAGUUGGGAGGGGGGGAGGGAGGGCGUUCCAUGACCUUUAUUCGACGUGUAGACAUUUGUGGCAGAUUUUGUACAAAUGCUCCGCAGGUGUUUCAAGCACAAGUACUGGUGUGAUUUAUGCCUUCAUAACCCCAAAUCCAGCAUCCAGAUCUUCCCCAUUCAUACACACCGUUUUUCCAUGCAGGCAUCCCAGGUUAAUUUCCUUCCAUUUUACUGCAGUCACAAAAAGCUGACCCAUCUCUGUGGGUUUCUGCUACCUUGCUGAUUCACAUACUCAUACGUUUGAGAAAUACUAUUUUUUUUUCCCCAGCGUCUUUAUCCCUGCUGCUCAAUUUGUAACAGUCUCAGUCUUGUAGGCUGAACCUUUCACAUCCAGUUUGUUUGUUACCGAGUCUAUUCCAUUCAAUCGUUCAACAGAGAGUUAGUCUGAAGAGGGAGCACAGUUGCUGAUCGAAUAUAUAACACUUCUAAUAAGUCUCCUUCUCUGGGAUAUAUCCACGAAGGUACUUGUUGCUCUUCAGGAACAUUCUCUUUCAAUGCACAAUGGCUGAAUCAUUUGUGGAUAUUAAAGGGACACUGUCAAGUACUUUUUAAAUAGUUUUUAGAGUUUGAGCUUUUUUUACUCUCCAUUGUUUGUAAUAUUCUCUUACAAUCUUGGAAAUAAAACUUCUUUCCCUACUGAUACUGUUCUUUUCCAUUUGGCAUGUAGUAUUCUCUCUACUCGCCUCAUUCCUUUUACCAUCCCUGUCCUCCACCUUUCAUCUGCAACAGGAAGAGAUCCAUGUUUGCAAUUUCCUGCUCACUGCCCUCACUCCAUGGAGUGUAUCUCCCAGCUCUGUGAGGUUGAGUUCUUUUGCUGAUGCAGCUUCCACAAAGCAGGCAUCAGAGUAGAAAGCCUAAAACCAGAGAGAUCAGUUCAUUGAGCAGCAGAAGCUCAGGAGUCCAAAAACAGUGAGCCUGCAGUGAUCAAGCCUGAACCCAGCCCUCCCAAAAACUACCAUGACUUCAGCCAAACCAUGUCCAUUCUGCAGAAGUGCUGAGCAGCAGCACGCAGUGGCUGUGUCCAACUGCCUGUUGUCAUUGCACCAACACCUCCCACAGCUUUUAACGUGGCCAUGGCAAAUGCGGGCCACCAGCCCCCACUGCAGUGAGGCUAUCAUAGGUUGAGUGUUUCUGCAUGGAGGGAAACAUCAAAUUUAGCCCCCAGGUUUGAACUACCAGCCAUUCUGCAAUGCUGGAGAUGGAGGAUAGCAUCUUAAGGCAGGGUCAUGUUUUUCAUCCAGAUUACUUGACAGUGUCCCUUUGAAUAUCAGAAGGCAACGGAGCAGGUACUGCUCUAGCAGAGAAUUUAGGAGGUGAAACACCAGCCAAGAAAGCUGACGUGGUGAGGACAGAUGUGAACAGCAUGGUUUCUGAGGCCACCGUACCUUUAUCUGACCAAUCUUACUGUCCAGCAAAGAGUGCUUUUGACUGAGGUGAGGGAAAGGACAUUAGUGGGAGGACGGAGAGGAAGGGGCACUUCUGAUCAUCUCUAAAAGCAGCUACCCCAGAAUGACAGUAUUGCAGUGAACAGUCUCUGGAAGAAGUACUUCUGAUCCACAGUAGAGAGAAACUUUGUCAAAGGAAGCAAACACAGCAGCCUCACCCCCAUGCCUGUCCUGGAAACUGUGCUCGUUCCAAGAGACGGGUAAUGGUGGUGGUUUUGGAAAGGGGAAGACGUACACCAAUGAACAGAAGGCUGUCAGACAACAUGUUGCUUCCCUCCCUGUCCUCCCCUCAUUUAAAAUAGAGAAUUCAAAUUCCUUUAAUUUGGUAAAAGUCUAAAAGCUUAUCAGGUCAGAAGCACAAUUUGCCGUGCGAGAGUGGUGUGACUUAGCGAUCCGAGCACACAGGACUCUGCGUACUGUCACUCCAGCUCUGCCACCAACUCUGUAGCCUUGGGCUGUUUGGCUCAGUCCCCCAUCCACACAGAGGGGGAAUAACAAUACGUACCUACCUCACAGGGGUGUUGUGAGAAUCCACGUUGGUAAAGCCUGCUGAAGUGCCACAGGGAGUCGCGAGGCGCGUGGUGGGGGUGAGCAGCGCUGCCUGUUUGCUGGUUACAGUCCGAAUUGCUCAGCAGGAGAACCACGGGCCCUCUCCUGCUUGGAGAUCUGCCUCGAUCCGAAGCAGAGGGUGUCCUCCGAGUGCCCUCUCCUCCAUUGCAUGACAUUUUAAACAGCUGUGAGGUGCAGGGUAGUGACCGACAUGAAGUCCUACUUGACCAGGGAUUUGCUACAACCUUUUCUAUAUCUGUGGGGUUUGUUGGUUUGGUUUUUCCAUAUAUUGUGCUUAGAAAUAAACUUUCCACUUAGGGCUGGCGGUUUGGGGUCUCUUCUGUUGCAUGGCAAUGUAUACAAGUCUUACUGUCUGUCUUACUGUGCAAAUGAUCCCGCAGCCCAAUUUCAAAGAUGGGUAUGGUCUGAGCCUUUUCCUAGUGGCGUAAGACUCAAAAGCCUGUCUAGAUUGUUUAAUAUUUAAACACCACUAUGAAAUUGUCAAUUGUAUGUGUUCUGUGCAAUACAAAGCAUGUCAUUACCUGGCUUGAUGGGCAGAGGGGCAAAAGGAAUGUCAAAACUUGUUCAGAGAGCUUCAUACACGUGCCAGCUUGGAGCCGAAAGGCUGCCACCAGCAAAGCAAACUCGGUGAAGCCUUUGGAAAUUAUUUUCAGAACAGUUUAUUCCAAACAAGGUAAUUCCGAGUUUAUGAACUUCGAGGCUGCCAGCCUGAGAGAACAAGUGCAUAUUUAGUGUGGGGCUUUGGGUUUGGGAUUUUCUCUUUUCUUUCCUCCCCAAAGUAUUAAUGGCAGAAAUACUGAUGAGGGUCUCUUCCUUCCAUAGCACAGUUCUCUCGACUCCUACAACCUCCUCAUGCCAUCCCAUUUGUGCUACUAUGCAGGACUUUAAAAUGUGCAAAUAGAGAUAGUACGCUCCCGAGACAUGCAAAACGCAUUGUGUAUUGGAGCCAGACCUGUGUUGCAGAAGGUCUCUCUUUUUCCCCGCAUCUUUUCUCCAGUUGUCUGCUGGGUUUCUACAGAAAUGUUAUCUGUAUUUUCUUACAGAGCAGCCACCUCAGCUCCACCAACAAAAUUUGCUGAAUUUGGCAGCUGUUUCUCCCAGCUGGAGAAAAAUUCCAGGUCCUAUCACUGUGGACAACCCUCAGUUCUUGGGCUUUGUGGUCCUCCAAUGCUGUCUGGUGGCGGUCAAUGUGGGGGACUGUGUUCAGCCAUCAUCAAAAAUUGUGUGUGUGGUCCUGCUCAUUCUUGUGAUUUCUGCUAGUUCCCCAAUUUCACGUCAGUUUUGACAGGUAUUUCUGGUAAUGCUUUUCUGGUUAUGGUUUUCAGAGGUGUUUUGCUCUGUGUCACUUGUUACUGCUGUUCUUGCCUACUACAUCAGUGCUGGCCUCCAGCUUCCACAGCUCUUCCGUUCUUGCCAUUCACUUUCUUGCUAAAUAUCCACUGCCAAAUUAAGAUUCUUAUCAUCUGUGCCUGCAAUGGCUCAAGCAUAUGGACCAAGGUGAUCAGAAAACAGUGUUCAUUAAGAUUCUAUAUCAAUAGUCAGAUUCUAUCAAAGUCAGUUGGUCCGCUUCAAUGUAUAUUUGCCAAUUAAUGGUUGCCAUAGAAGACUAUCAGAACUCUUAUGCUCAGCUAACACUUGGUUUCUGAUUUAAAAUGUCAGAAGUAAUGAGAUAUUUUCUGAGUAAGUCAGGUGUGCUCCCUGAUGUGGAUUCCCAAGCAAGGUGCUGAAGAAGUUCAUGUCCUACCUUGCCAUAAUGGGUGACCCAAGGAAAGAGCAAAUCAGCUGCAGAGAGUUGAGUCAUUGGAUACUGGCAUUUUUAGUUGGGGAGACAGGCAAAUACUGCUCACGUCUGCCAAUUCCAUAACAGUGCUCAAAGCCCUUGCAUCUGGCAGUAGUAAAACAUCAGAGCCAAGACCUGCAGACAUUGUAGGUGGACAAUUCUGAAGACUUUCCAGUUUGGAAGACCAUCCCCUGCCCACAUCCAGUGGUCAGUCAUUCAAGCUGCUUCUCUUUGUUUUCCUCUAAAGAAAAAUGUUUACUUUGACUAAACAUCACGCUGCUACUCAUCAGUGUGAGAGCAACCAUCUUCCAACCCAUGGCUUAUCUACCAGGGCUCCUGCACACCUCCUUGUGAGAACUCAAAGCAAGAAGACUCCUUUCCCUUGCUGUCAGUCAAGGACUUAGAGGCAAAAUUGCUGCAGUAAUUGAUGCGAGUCAGCAGUACAGUUGCCUUAGGAUAUCCUAACCUUCUCCUCAUUCUUGCGCUAACAGAUUCGCCAUCCUCUUUGCCACCCCUGACCUCCAACACUGCAGAUCUCCUGAGCAGACACCGGCAUAGAAUUCCUCACUGACCAGUUUCAGUCUUGCUACAUCUGUCAUGUAUUCAGAUAGGCAAAUUCAUUUCAUUGACAGACAAUGACAUAUUGGAAUCCCAAGAGAAGAAACAAGUGAAGGAACUCGUUGUGUUGACCUUCACCUCCUUUCCACAUGGAUGGGGGUAUAGUGAAGAUAUCAGUUGGCUUUCGUAUGACAGCAGAGCUAAUAGCUCUAGGAAGAUUUCCCUCAAUAACAUGAGCCUGACACGCUGACGUUACUGAAGGCACUUUGAUCUCACAUCUAUCAUUUUGGAUGUAAGGAGAACUGAAUCUGACACUUCUGUGCUGUUGACACAAACAUCAAAACUAGCUUAGUUCAUUAUUCAAAUUACCUCCAGGUCAGUGGGUGAAUUUCUCCUUUGAUGAAAGAAUGAUGUUUUCUUUUCCAGAUUUGGAAUCACAAGAUAAAAUAUAUGUACAUAUAUACAUAUAUAUUUAUAAAUGUUUUCCUGGAGAAAAAAAAAAGAAAA